AUGUAUACGCUAUUGUCGGGGCUGUACAAGUACGUGUUCCAGAAGGACGAGUACUGCAUCCUCAUCCUGGGUCUGGACAAUGCAGGAAAGACGACCUUUCUGGAGCAAUCAAAAACCCGGUUUAGCAAGAACUACAAGGGGAUGAGCCUCUCCAAGAUCACCACCACCGUGGGUCUGAACAUCGGCACCGUGGAUGUGGGGAAGGCUCGACUCAUGUUCUGGGACUUAGGGGGGCAGGAGGAGCUGCAGUCUCUGUGGGACAAGUACUACGCUGAGUGCCACGGCGUCAUCUAUGUUAUCGAUUCCACGGAUGAGGAGAGGCUGUCUGAGUCCAAGCGCGCUUUUGAGAAGAUGGUCACAAGUGAGGCUCUGGACGGCGUCCCCAUCCUGGUGCUGGCCAACAAGCAGGACGUGGAGACUUGCCUCUCCAUUCCGGACAUCAAGACCGCCUUCAGUGACUGCACCUCCAAAAUUGGCCGGCGAGACUGCCUGACCCAGGCCUGCUCGGCCCUCACUGGCAAGGGGGUGCGAGAGGGCAUCGAGUGGAUGGUGAAGUGCGUCGUGCGGAACGUGCACCGGCCACCGCGGCAGAGGGACAUCACGUAGGUGCAGCCAGCACCCAGACGCCUGCCAGCUGGAGCCACCAACCUGAGUGUGGGGCCGGCUAUGCCUUCGGGGUCUUCAUUUCCUUGUUUUCUAAGACGGACUGUUCUGUGUGUCCUAAAGUGCGGGCGCUCGGAGGCUUCUGCCGGGGGAACGGGGGUGGCAGGGCCUGCAGCUAGCUACCUCAGGCCUGGGCCCACCCGAGGCCAGGAUUGGGGGCCCUGUGGAUGAUGCUGUUUAAAGCCGCCACCCCCUUGGGCCUGCCUGCCUGGGGCGGGGGGGGGGGGGAGCCAUGGUUCCAGUGCAGCCUCAGGGUGGAGUGCUGUCUGCCUGGGAUGCCUCGUGUGUCCCCGUUCCAACCCCCCACCACCACCUCACCCCACCAACCCAACAUCGACCACUCCGAUCCCUGGCAACAUGGGAAACCUGGGAAGUGAGUGUCUUCCCUGAGCACACCUACCACUCACCUGGAACACCCAUGGGUCCCCGCUCUGGUGCACCAGUUGGGGGUGGUUGGCAGCCGGGGUCUGGGGUCCCCAGGCUGCCCUGUUGGUGGUGUCCUAUGCCUCUGCUCCCUGCUGAGGGUGAGAUGGGUCCCCACCCAGGCCUGCAUCCCCAGCAGAGGCCCUCCAAGUGGACUGGUCCUGGGGACCCCUGUCACAGGCCCUAGGGAGCUGCCACACCCAGCAGGCCCGGUUGCAGGCAUGUGGGGAAAAUAAAGAGCAUCUGAGCA
Messenger RNA from Artibeus jamaicensis (Jamaican fruit-eating bat), 1336 nucleotides. RefSeq names its product ADP ribosylation factor related protein 1 (gene ARFRP1). The coding region runs from base 1 to 606 and encodes 201 amino acids. Gene Ontology annotation, biological process: Golgi to plasma membrane protein transport; intracellular protein transport; protein localization to organelle. The transcript has 7 exons. Gene Ontology annotation, molecular function: GTPase activity; GTP binding. NCBI's taxonomy places the organism in Eukaryota, Metazoa, Chordata, Mammalia, Chiroptera, Phyllostomidae. The record is from RefSeq and is a predicted model, not a curated record. Gene Ontology annotation, cellular component: Golgi apparatus.